UGCUUUUUACUACAGACCAGAAACUACUAGUUAGAAAAGAUGUCUUCUACGCUGACAAAAUAUUUCUCCCCAUUUAUCAAUCAUGAAGAAGAAUUGUGUCUCUUACAGAUUUUUAAACCUCUCUACGUUUUGCUUUCCGCUCUCGGAUUAUUUCCACAGUCCAUCGAAUUUCCUGAUGGAAAACUUAAAACUAACGUGAAUCUUAAAAACAGCACAAUCAAUUCCACCUGCACAAUGCUUAUGAUUCCUGUAAUUCACGUCUUUUUCCUUUUUCAUUUACAAGAAUUAUACAUGUCUAGUAAAGACAACACCUUAACAGAAGGUACAAUGACUCUGAUAAACUACACCGUUGCCCUGAUUAUACAAGUAUUAUUUUGUACAGUUUCAUUUUUUCGUGUGAUACGCGACAGAAAAAUAUACAUCACUAUUUUAAACGACAUGGCCGACUGUUGGGAAAGAAUUGCGAUGGGUAAGAGAAGGCUAAUUCUUGGACGAUUGCGUGUGCAGGUGAACUGUGUGCUUCUACCCUCUGUACUACCGAUUCUGCUACCCUUACUGAUUUCCCAAUACGCAGGAAUGAAGUUUAAUAUCUGGAAAGUGAUAUUAAUAUAUCUGACGUUUGAUCUUCCUGAGCUGAUACAGUUUGUAAUGCUUAUAUUCUAUUUCGUAUUGGUUUUGAUAAUUGUGGCGCUGUUAAAAAAUAUUGAAGAGGAGUUAAUAUUAAUUUUGCAUGUGGCAAAAAACAAUCAGAAUGAUUCAUUUGAAGCUGAUAUGAGAAUGGGCGUGGGUGAGAUAAUGAAGGAGUAUGUCAAGACGCUGGGGUUAAAGCGGCAGGUGAACGCAGCGUUCCAGACAUCGAUACUGGUGGCGCUGGUGUCAAUAUUCCAACAGCUAGUCGCCUUGCCUCACAUGAUGUACCAUGGUCUCGCCUUUCAGACUAAUUUUUCCACCUGCGACAUUAUUGACUGCAGCGUCUGGAUGGUCAAUCAGCUGCUAAAAAUAUGUCUUUUGGCGCGCUCAGGCGAUCUGUUGACAACACAAGUAAAUGAAAUUGGCCGCACUAUUCAUAACAUUCCGAUCAGUGGUGAUCCAGAUUGGAAAGUUAUUUUAGAAGUGCAGCAUUUCUCAUCAUUGAUGAUUUAUCAGGAUGCAAAAAUGACUGUAUAUGGCUUUUUCCCAUUGGAUGCAACUCUAUUAUUUAAUGUAAGUUUCUGGAUCAAUGUAUAAUUAAUUUUUUGUUUGAC
Messenger RNA from Cydia amplana, 1244 nucleotides. RefSeq lists its product as uncharacterized. Gene Ontology annotation, biological process: male courtship behavior; sensory perception of taste; chemosensory behavior. NCBI's taxonomy places the organism in Eukaryota, Metazoa, Arthropoda, Insecta, Lepidoptera, Tortricidae. Gene Ontology annotation, cellular component: membrane; neuronal cell body; dendrite. The record is from RefSeq and is a predicted model, not a curated record. Bases 40 to 1227 code for a protein of 395 amino acids. The transcript is spliced from 3 exons.